AUGGCUCUUUUUCGAAGAUUGUUUACUUCUAAACCCUACUAUCCUUCUACUUCUGGACCCAACUAUCCUUCUAGACUCGUCAACCACACAUCUGACAUUCACUUUACUCUAAUGGAUUUUAUACAAAAUCCAACACAGUAUGCAGCACAGGACUUGAGAAAGAACUUUGCAAUGGAUGUCAUUGAAAACAUCCGUUCAAAAAGGGAGAUGGGCAUUGUUGGUGGAUCCCUAGCUUUAAAUCACAUUAAAGUGAUCGGUUCUAGAGCUACACUUCCACAAGAUGAUUACAACUCCAUGGUGCACAAGAAUUAUAUUGAAGGCUGCAAAGAUUUCUUUGACGAUUUAUUUGGAGGCAGUAGUGAACCAUUGGACGACGAGAAUUAUAUAGACAUCAAGGCAUAUGUGAAGGAUCUGAAGACAAUGGACCAAAUGUUAGUGCUGCUUCGCCACCCUUAUUUUCAAUCAGUGGAUGAAGCUCUGAGAUUCAUUCCAUCCACCCUUAAAGAACUUCAUGGCUUAAGGGGUAAAACGUUUCCACUUCCAAGAAGUGGGGCUAAUCAAGCAACCCCCGAUCUAGUGCUAGUGCCUGACGAACGUCAUGUCGAUUGGAAACGUGCAUACAUGCAUCUAUGCCGCACAAAGAGAGAGAAUAUUUCAGAGUCAAUUGGCAGAAUUGAAUCUGAAGAUUACAGACGUGGAUUUACGUCUCUAUAUAAUGCUGGAAAGAAUGGCACACCGUAUGAAGAUACCAAUGAGAUAGAUGAGCUGAAGUUUUAUGCAAACGCGUGUCAAAAUCUAGUAAGAUAUAUGAAGAUACGUAGCGAAGGUGAUUUAUACCAAGCCUUGUGUCGGGCGUUUCCGGACGUGCCCAGAAAAGUGUUCAAGUUAUUCUGGACCUAUGACGGGCAAGUAAACUUGGAGUUUGUCAGACCUCUGAUGAGCCUUUUUAAAAAGAAAGAGCGGAUCUACUUGUAGACAAGCUUGAAGGACAGCAGGAAAUUAAGUAGCACGUACGAGGAGAAUUUGUUUCUUUUGUUUCCAAUUUCCGUUUGGACCUUUUUUUUGUUCGAAGUUAUAUUUAAGUCUAGAGUUUCUUGUUCUUAGUCUAAUUCCUAUUUACUUUCGAAAUAGUAUGCAAGCCACUCC
This is a messenger RNA of Rosa chinensis, 1146 nucleotides long. RefSeq lists its product as uncharacterized. The record is from RefSeq and is a predicted model, not a curated record. NCBI's taxonomy places the organism in Eukaryota, Viridiplantae, Streptophyta, Magnoliopsida, Rosales, Rosaceae. The transcript is spliced from 4 exons. The coding region runs from base 1 to 975 and encodes 324 amino acids.